AUGGCCGAAGUCAAGGAAGAGAAUGGCAAGCGCAAAGCCGAGGACGAUCCCGUCUCGCCCGCCGCAUCUAAGCGGGUUAAGCACGACGAAGAUGCUGCCGAGGCAACAGAGCAGAAGCCCGUCGAGAUGAAGCCGAUUCCAUUUCCAGAAAAGCCCGCCGUCAUCGAAGAGCGCAAUGGCGAAAUCGAAUUUCGCGUGGUCAACAACGACAACGAGCGCGAGUCCCUCAUCAUCCUCACCGGCCUCAAAUGCAUCUUCCAGAAGCAGCUCCCCAAGAUGCCCAAGGACUACAUCGCGCGACUCGUCUACGACCGAACCCACCUCUCCAUCGCCAUCGUCAAGAAGCCGCUCGAGGUCGUCGGCGGCAUCACAUACCGGCCCUUCAAGGGGCGCCAGUUCGCCGAAAUCGUCUUCUGUGCCAUUAGUUCUGACCAGCAAGUCAAGGGUUACGGCGCGCACCUCAUGUCGCAUCUGAAGGACUACGUCAAGGCCACCAGCGACGUCAUGCACUUCUUGACGUACGCCGACAACUACGCCAUUGGUUAUUUCAAGAAGCAGGGCUUCACCAAAGAGAUCACCCUGCCCAAGCACGUCUGGAUGGGGUACAUCAAAGACUACGAGGGCGGCACCAUCAUGCAAUGCUCCAUGCUGCCGCGCAUUCGAUAUCUGGAAAUGGGCCGCAUGCUCCUUAAGCAGAAGGAAUGCGUCCAGGCCAAGAUUCGAGCGUACUCCAAGUCGCACAACAUCCACCCGCCGCCCAAGGAGUGGAAGAAUGGCAUCCGCCCCAUCAACCCCCUCGACAUCCCCGCCAUCCGCGCGUCCGGCUGGUCCCCCGACAUGGACGAGCUCGCGCGCCAGCCGCGCCACGGACCCAACUACAACCAGCUCCUCCACCUGCUCAACGACCUUCAGAACCACAAUUCCGCCUGGCCGUUCCUCGUCCCCGUCAAUAGAGACGACGUGGCCGACUACUACGACGUCAUCAAGGAGCCCAUGGACCUCAGCACCAUGGAGAGCAAGCUCGAGGCCGACCAGUACGCCACGCCCGAGGACUUCAUCAAGGACGCCAAGCUCAUCUUCGACAACUGCCGCAAGUACAACAACGAGAGCACGCCCUACGCCAAGUCGGCCAACAAGCUCGAGCGCUUCAUGUGGCAGCAGAUCAAGGCCGUGCCCGAAUGGUCGCAUCUUGAGCCGGAGAAAUAA
Molecule: messenger RNA, 1206 nt
Organism: Trichoderma citrinoviride
Lineage: Eukaryota; Fungi; Ascomycota; Sordariomycetes; Hypocreales; Hypocreaceae
Exons: 3
Coding region: 1-1206 (401 amino acids)
Biological process (GO): positive regulation of transcription by RNA polymerase II; chromatin remodeling
Cellular component (GO): histone acetyltransferase complex
Molecular function (GO): protein binding; histone H3 acetyltransferase activity
Source: RefSeq, a predicted model, not a curated record